UCCCACUUUUCACAGAGCUGUACGCACCGGCCAGGGUCACGGUCAAGGGUACCACUUAUAGAUCAGGCAUGAUAGUGUUUAUGUCCUAUGACAAAGAUGGGGACCCUCAGUUUGGGCUUAUAAAAACCAUUUUGGUUCUUGAGCAAAUGGGCAACUUGAGAAUAAAGCUUGUUGUGCAGAAGUGGGAAACACUGGGGUUUGAAAAACAUCUUUUUGCGUACAGUGUGAUCCCCACUAAGGAUUUUUUAGCUAUUGAUGUGGAAGAGCUGCUUGAUCAUCAUCCAUUACAUGCAGUCAAGUCAUACAGAGAACAUGAUGACACUUCUUACAUCUCUCUGCGCUACAGACUUUUUUAGACUGCAGUUAAGCAUGUGAACAGCCACUGCCACUGUUGACACGGCUUUGUUGACGUGAGAACACACCAACCAAAUUAAGUUAGUCUUAAGUAAUUCUGCCUCAUUGGAAGAUGAUCAGUAUCACCCCAAUCACUCAAUGAAUGACAAAUAUUUAAACAACUUGGAGGGGACACUACUUGAACUACUGAGAUUGGAUAAAUUGGACUAAGUAAAAAAGGGUUCUAAUGCUCCGGCAGCUGCUGCGUCACCUCAACCUUCGACUUCUAAUGAAUCCAGAAGCCAUGAUGCUGACCUCAUAUGCCCCCUGGAAGAAUCGGCAAAUCAGAUGUUGGUGUUAGAAGCAGUUCCACCACUUGAUAUCCGACAGGUUCUUUCUGCAGUGUCCAGUGGCAGAGAAAUAAUAAAUAAUCUUCAAGACACUGGAGUCAUCAAUAGAAAACAAAGGAUCACUCUGACACAAAUUCUGGUGUCUUUUUUGAUUGAGAGGUUUGGACAGAGGCCAUCCACAAGCAUAAAACAGGCCCUGGCGCUAUCAUUGGUGCAGACAUUCCCGGCCCUGAAUGAUAAUUCAGACAGUGGCUAUGACAUAUGGUACACAAAAGCCAGGAAGCUAAUCAAGGAUGGAGGAGUGAUACACUACCCAGCCACGGGCUUCUUAGAAGAAAGACUAAGGAAUGUCAGAAAGAGGUCAAACCGUGGGUCCACCCAACAAAUGCCUGAAGCCAGCCAGUCACGAAGGGCAUACAUACCAGAAUCAACCGUUCCAGAAGAAAGAGCCUUCCAACAGAAGGAAUGGCUGAAACACAAUUCAGAGCCUUUCACUCAAGUGCAGUCCUACAUGAAGGACACAGUGUUAUCCAGAGCCAACUGGAUCCGGGGUAAUAGCUCCAAGGACAUACUGGAAAUCCUCACAGAGUACCCUCAUCUCACCAGUCCGGGCAUGAUUUUGCAGGACUUCCUGGUGCUGCAUGGUGAGGCUGCACCUAAAUUAUUUGAGACCUGGCUCCCUGAAUAUGCCGAAAAGGUCCUGUACUUGGCCAAACAGGAAAAUAAACUCCCUUCAGUUACUGUUGAGGACAUGACACUGGAUGCCAAAGGGGAACUAGCCCUUACACUGCUACCCACCAUGGUACCACAGGCCGUCUACAGAGUUGGGAAGAAGAGUAUCCGGCACUCCACUGAAGAGUCACGGACAGCGUUCAUACACCAAAUGCCUGUUGGAACAAAUAUGGUGGAAUACCUCCAGCAAUCACAGCCAUUCCCCUCUGUUCUGGCGCUGGGAGAUCCCCAGCAAUGUGCAUCUCAGGCAUUUGUGAUAUUAGCUGGUCAAGCACUCCUCAGAGCACACUGCUUGGAGCAGUUGACUGCUGCACGAGAUGCUGACAGUGAUCUGUUGAGGAGAGAGAGGGAGAAUGAAACCGGUUAA
Messenger RNA from Xyrauchen texanus (razorback sucker), 1782 nucleotides. RefSeq lists its product as uncharacterized. The record is from RefSeq and is a predicted model, not a curated record. Lineage: Eukaryota; Metazoa; Chordata; Actinopteri; Cypriniformes; Catostomidae. The coding region runs from base 682 to 1782 and encodes 366 amino acids. The transcript has 10 exons.